AUCUUUUUGGUUUUGCAAUAAAAAUGAACAACAUUGAAAACAUAGAAUAAUUUGAGUCUUCACUAUAUAAUAAAAAGUGUUUAAUACAACGUACACUGAAUAUUUUUCUACGUGUACUCAUUAUAAAUUUUUUAUUUAGUAAUAACAAUAUGCAAACCGUUGCUAACAGACUACACGUAUAAAAUAGUCAAACUUCUUUAAAAUAUAAUAUUCAAAUCAAUUUCUUCUGUAACCGAAGCGAUUAUUUCGCCCAAGCAAAUAUUUAGAAAAAGUAAACAGCAAUAAGUAUAUUUGUGCACUCAGAAUAGCAAUUUUUUUCGUAUAUGUUGCAUAUGUACAUACUUAUGUACUUUCAUAUGUACAUAUUAAGGUUUUCGAAAUUUUUCAUUAUCAAGUGUUGCCUUUUAACAAUCUAAAAAUAAGAACACUGAAAGAAACGAGCUCAUUUCCUUUUGAUGACGCUCACGGAGAACAACACAUAUGUCUAUGUACUAUAUUGACCAUACUCAUGUAUUAUAAUGUUUAAACAUUCAACUAAAUGUUCGAACUGGCUCAUGGACAAAGUAUGUACUAUGUAUACAUAAGCAUUAUUACGUGGAUUCUACAUACAAUUGGUUCAUUCGUUUCGGCCAAAUUUGUAGCAGUAAAUUUACAAUCAUUAAUAGUGGCGCACUUUUAUUUUGCGGAAUAAUUCUUUUGUGAUAAACAACUGCAUAAAAGUGUUGAUGUUUUUUCCUACGUUCUGUAUUCAUAUUAACAAUUAAGUUCAGUGCGCUUUGAUUUUGUUUACAAGAAAUGAGCACUACUUCUCUACCUCAGCCAAACCGAUGUCGAAACACGGCCUUUAAUAAAGCUUUUAAGCUUUUAAGUUUGAAUUUAAAAACAUCUAAUAAAAAGUUACAAUCGACACCUUCGUUCGGUUCAUGUAAUGAAAUUUCAAAUUUCAAAAUGCUAAACAAAAAUGGAAGUAUAUCAAGCAACCAUUUUCGUGGAAUUCGCAGACAAUUGAUUGACCAGUAUACAACAUCUGCAUGUCAUUUAAUGACUAUUGAUGAUCUUUACGAAGAAAUUCUAUUUGAGAUAUGCAAUAAUUUCGGGUGUGAAAGUUAUGACAUGUGUCCUGACACUAUUUUGGAAUUUGCUCAAGAAGUGUUCAAAAUGUCUAACACAAAACAUGAUGACAUUUUGACAUUGGCAAGACAAAAAGAACCACCAAAAAUGCGUCUAAAUGUUGAAAUUAUUAAAGCAGAAAAUUUAUUGCCAAAAGAUGCAAACGGAUUUUCAGACCCUUUUGCUACUAUUUAUUUGGAGUCGAAUGCUUCGCAUCGUUAUAAUACAUCUGUAAAGCAUACAACGCUGAAUCCAAUUUGGGAGGAGCAUUUCUCAUUGCCUAUAAUUGAUAACCCCAAAGACGAGGUACUGGUGGUGGAAAUAUGGGAUUUUGAUGCUGCAGAAACUGUCAAAGAAAAAGUUAAUAAAUUACUCGAUGUAAAAGGAGUUAAAGGUCUUAGUAAGCUGAUGAAAGAAAUUGCACAAGCUGCUUCUACGGGAAAACAUGAUAAUGAACUAAUUGGACGCGCAGCAAUUACUUUGAAGUCAAUUUCUACUUCAGGUAUAACUGUUUGGUACAAUUUAGAAAAGGGUUCUAAAACAAAAAGUCGUGGAUCGGUAUUGCUUAAUAUGACAUUAAGUGCAGAAAAGAAUAAACGUGUUGCUAUUCAAGAGCAUAAACAUUUAUUAAACAUAUUGUUGAUUCAUGAGUUGGAAAGCUCUCAAGUGGCUGAAUACUGGUGGAAUGGAAAAUUUACAACAAAUGCAGAAUUUAUUCGGUCACAACAUGCUGUUCAAAGUGGUCUUACAAAUUUUGAAUGCGCUCUUUGUCAAUGGAUGGUGUAUUCGAAGAUCCAUGAGAAUCAUAAAUUAAAUUUUACACUCUUUAACAAUAUUCUUGAUAUCAUUAUACCCAUACUAAAAGUACUUCAAUCAGACUCGGAAGACGUAAAAAUAUUUUGGGAAGGAGUGAAACGAAUUUUACCAUCAUGUUUCUCAAUUGUGCGUAAAAUUCGCGCAAGAAAUGUUAGUGAUAAACAUAUUGUCAGCACACUAGGCGAAGUUUUAGACAUUAUUGCGAAAAUCAAAACAUUGGGAGAACCAGUGCUUGAUAUAUUCCCUGAAAAUACGUAUGGUUUUAUUAGUCUAAAGGACGAGGAUAUAAUUAACACUGAUAUAGUAUUGGUAGCAGUUAUUAAUACUGCUACAAAGGAGUGGUUGGAAUAUAUUACAGAAGGAAGUAAGCCGCAUACACGUGAUGAACACAAUGACGAAGAAAACUUACAGUUUUUGAUAAAGCUUAUACAUAUGGUGCGAUCUGAUUUACAAAGAGGAAUGGAAUAUUUUGAUAAACUCUUUUAUCAAAAGCUAAGAAUUAACUAUUCGGGUAUUCUUUUCAAAUAUUAUGAUGCAAAUUUGUUCGAUCUUUGUAAGGAAAAAGUUGAAAACGUUUGUGCACAUAUUAAAAGAAUCGAAAUACCGGAUGACACUUUGGAGUUUUCCAACUUUUUGGAUGAAGAAUCUCUCAACAUGGGCACAACACUCUUCGAACUAUAUUUAGUAUUAAAGCGGUUUGUUACUUUAGGUAGAUCAUUAUAUACGAAUUACGAGCUAGCACUAGAAAAGUUUUAUUCCUGGUUUAUGCCUGGCGUUACUCAUUGGCUCGACAUUUCAAUUGUUAAAGCUUUAAAUCGUAUUAUUAAAGCAAUUGAACUGGAUCAAUUGCAGGCUGUCGAUGAUACGGUUAAAUAUAGCUCAUCAGCAGUGGAUACUCUAGCAAUAUUCUACCAAAUAAAGAUAUUCUGGCAACAACUUGAUUGGCCUGAUAUUGAGGGAUCAUAUACAUUUGUUGCCAAAAUUAUCGAUGAUGUUUGUCGGUGUUGUGUUUUUUACUCCAAAAGAAUGUCGCGGCAUGUGGAAUCUCAAACAACGGACAAUGAUUUAUUUAUUGUUUCUGCCGAGUGGUGUUUUGCAAUCAAUAACAUCGAUUAUAUUAAACAAAGCUUGCCUACAUUCAUUAAGGAGUUAGAAACAGAUGACCUUAUUAAAAAAAUUAGCGAUUUCCGAACCAACCUUGAUGCAGAUCGCUGUGCUUCUACAAUUAAAAAUUUAAUCGAAAAUGCAUUGGAUACUCAAAAAAAUCAAAUUUUAGAACUUAUAGACAUAGUAGGCAGGAAAAUGGCUCCUUCGAUUAAACGAUUUUUAGCCGAAGGUGCUGAAGUUUUACAUGAAGAUUCCAAUUCAAUGGAAAAGCUUAUGAUGUAUAUGGAAUCAUCUUUAAAAAUAUUAUAUGAAACUUUAAAUGAAGUCAACUUUGCUCGAAUUUUAGAUGCUAUUUGGAACGAACUUUCCGUUAUUAUGUACGACCUUAUACAAUCAAAUUUAGAUAAACGGCGGCCACCAUCUUUUUUCCAGAACUUAAAGCAAACAUUAAUGGUGAUGACAUCUUGUUUUAAGAUUGGAAACGUAGUCACAUCAGAUAUUGAAGUAUUGAGGGAAGUUGAAAAGGCGUUAGAUUUACAUGCUUUCGAGACCUCCGAUUUAAUUCAUCAGUAUUAUAUAGAAUUGUUGGGAUAUCAACAGGGAAUUUCAAAAUCGCAAUUCGGUCAGCUCACAAUAACAGCAAAUUUUACCCAAACCGAAUUAGUGCUUCAUAUUUUAAAUGGGAGAAACUUAGUACCUAUGGAUCCAAAUGGAUCAUGUGAUUCAUUUGUAAAGGUGCAUUUUUAUCCGACUAACAGAUUUGUGAAUACUCCUACAUAUAAAACGUCUGUGCAUCAUAAAACCCGAUUUCCUUUAUAUGAUGAAAUAUUUAAAAUCAAUUUAACAGAAGAACAACUUUCCAAACAUAACAGUCUGAUAUUAUUUAGCAUAAAAGACAAAGAUCUCUUUGGAAUGACCAGUCAAUACAUUGGUGAAUGUUAUAUAACUUUUGCAGACCUCAUGGCUAAUGAAAAUGAACAAAUUCAUAUGGAGCUAUCUCGACCACAGUACAUGGAAUCGGAUACUAUUCGUGCGUUAGAAUUCAGGCAAGGUGACAAACAGGCACGUGAUUUUCUGAAAAAAUUACGAAAUAAAUUGUGAAAUUUUGUCAAACCAAAACUUUGAUUAGUAGCUCUUGAUUGGAAUUAGUUCCUCAAUUCAAUAAGUAUGAGUGGUGCUAAAUUUAUAAAAUAAUUUUCUUUCUAUAAUUCUAUAUAUUGUAAACUAUUCGAAUAUUACAGACGACAAGCAUAUUAUAAACAAUAUUUUCUAUUUCUUGAGUUAUUGUCCCCGUAGUAAAAAUAAUUUAAAGUGUGAAUAUUUUAUAAUACUGAAGUCAGUAUUCUUGAAAGCGCAAAUAACAAACACACAAAUUUUGUAAAACAUUGAAAAUAAUGUAUUCUUAAAAAAUUAAAGAAAACUAUUAAAAUGAAAAUAUUCGUUAUAAAAGAUGCAUAAGUGCCUUAAAACCAAACUUCAAAACUAGCAAAGUAUAAAUGACAUGAAACGAACUCCCUAAUCUCUCAGUUUUAAGGCUGGAUGCCUGAAAUAAUCCCGCUAAAAGUAAUUUGCAAUUCAGUGUGAAAUACACUGAUAAUAUAAAAUUUUGUACAACUAUUUUGAUAGCUAUUCUUUGUUGCUCAGAAAACAGAGAUUUCGAAUCAUGUCAUCAUUGCUUACACUACUAGCUUUACAUAAUUGGAGAAUAUAAUCCAUAAAAAACAAAAAAGUCUUUCACUGAUAUACUCACACUCUUAUACUUUGUUUUAGUAACUAUUAAAAAAACGAGAGCUAGUGUAAUACAUACUUUUAUACAUGUUAAAAACGAAAUGAUUUUAUUAAAACUUAAUUGUCUUAUUUGGUGAAA
Zeugodacus cucurbitae (melon fly) is the source of this 4900-nucleotide messenger RNA. It is a transcript of the gene stac, whose product is annotated as protein unc-13 homolog 4B. The record is from RefSeq and is a predicted model, not a curated record. The coding region runs from base 796 to 4134 and encodes 1112 amino acids. NCBI's taxonomy places the organism in Eukaryota, Metazoa, Arthropoda, Insecta, Diptera, Tephritidae. The transcript is spliced from 13 exons.